Molecule: messenger RNA, 2513 nt
Organism: Gymnodraco acuticeps
Lineage: Eukaryota; Metazoa; Chordata; Actinopteri; Perciformes; Bathydraconidae
Gene: slc2a9l2
Product: solute carrier family 2 member 9, like 2
Exons: 13
Coding region: 574-2154 (526 amino acids)
Biological process (GO): monosaccharide transmembrane transport
Cellular component (GO): membrane
Molecular function (GO): hexose transmembrane transporter activity
Source: RefSeq, a predicted model, not a curated record
CUUUCUGUCGCAGCACCUUUUACUUACUGAGGCAUUGUGCCAUUACUUGCCUUCUACAAAUAGCAAUGUUUUUCUCAAGUAUAUUCACAAAAUGCAGCAAAAAAACAGUACGUUUUUUAAUAUCUCAAUAUUUUGAGUUGCAUACCAAAUCCACAUUAAAAGCAGCCCCCCCCCUGCAGAGUGGACACUGAAAAAUGCAGCAGUUGACAAAUGCACAUAAAAAAUGACACAUCAUUAUGUGUCAAUGUGCUAAUAACCAAUUAACUAUCCUUCUUUACCCAUCAGAUGCUCAGUGCUCCACAAAGAGUAAGUACGAAGUACAAGUCCUCUCCUCCAGUAAAGUAACUAUUCAAGAAGACUCGUCCUUGCUGCUCAUUGGAGACUUUUUCCACUGCUGUAAUAACAGCUGUUUCGAUCCUCUAUCACUGAGUUUUUGUAAUUUCUUUCUCAAUGUGACACAGCAGAUAGGUUUUCUCUUUGGAGACAGACUGGAUCGUCUUUCACUUAACCCUAUCAGACUUCUCAGCAACUGUCAGGGCAUGCUGAAGAAAAAGGAGUUGCUGAAACGUUAGGAUGGACGAACGGCAGAAGGAUCAGCCGGCAGCAGACCAGAAGAUGAAGGACUCUGGGAAGAACUCUGAACAGCAGCCAGUCACAGCGUGUCUGUUCAGCGCAGCCUUCUUCGGGGCCCUGGGGUCAUCUUUCAUUUACGGCUACAACCUCUCCGUGGUCAACGCUCCUGCUUUGUACAUUAAAGCUUUCUACAACAGGACAUGGAUGGAGAGGUAUGGGGAGCCCCUCGGAGCGGAGACCGCCACCCUCCUCUGGUCCGUCACUGUGUCUAUAUUUUCUAUCGGAGGCCUCCUCGGAGCUGUGUCUGUCACCAUGAUCCUCAAAAUACUGGGAAGAAAGGGAACCUUGCUGCUGAAUAACAUCUUCGCUCUAAUAGCUGUGCUGCUGCUGUCCCUGGGUGAAAGUGCCAAAUCUUUUGAGAUGCUCAUCAUUGGUCGGUUCAUUAUCGGGGUGGACUCUGGUAUAGCUCUCUGCGCCCUCCCAAUGUACCUGGGAGAAAUUACACCGAGACAUAUCCGAGGAUCCAUUGGCCAGUUCAACGCCAUCCUGAUCUGCUUCGGCGUUUUCACGGGACAGGUGCUGGGGCUGCCCGAGCUGCUGGGACAGGAAACUAGAUGGAGCUACCUGUUUACUUUCCUCGCAUUGCCGGCGGUUCUGCAGCUGUGUGUGAUGCCCUUCCUGCCCGAGAGUCCUCGCUACCUGCUGAUAGAGAGGAGGGAUGCAGCCGGAGCAGAACGAGCUUUCCAGAGGUUGUUGGGGAAGAAAGACGUGUCUCAGGAGCUGGAGGAGGUCCAUGCGGAGUCUCGUGCGCAGGACAACAUGCACACCGCCUCUGUGCUGCAGCUGCUGCGGAGCCAGGCUGUUCGCUGGCAGCUCAUCACCAUCAUCGUCAGCAUGGCCUGCUAUCAGCUUUGCGGCCUGAACGCUAUCUGGUACUACACCAAUGGGAUCCUUCGGGACGCAGGCUUUGCCGACAACAUUAUCCCCUACAUCACCCUGACCACCGGGGCCAUAGAGACUUUAGCAGCCAUCAUCUCGGGUUUAGUGAUAGAGCGAAUCGGGAGGAAGCCCCUGCUCAUCUUUGGUUUCGUUUCCAUGGCUGUAUUCUUCAGCCUACUAACAGUGUUCCUUCAUUUCCAGGACAGUAUGUCAUGGAUGCCCUACCUCAGUUACGUCUGCAUACUGGCUGUGAUUGCGUCCUUUUGCUCUGGGCCAGGUGGCAUCCCCUUCGUGCUGACAGGGGAACUGUUCGAACAGUCCUACAGACCUGCCGCCUUCAUGAUCGCUGGAAUAGUGAACUGGCUGUGUAACUUCGCUGUGGGCCUCCUGUUUCCAUUCAUUCAAGAGGCGCUGCAGGCCUUUGCUUUCCUGGUGUUUGUGGUCGUCUGCGUCCUGGGAUCCAUCUACCUCUAUUUCGUCCUCCCUGAGACCAAAAAUAAAACAUUUAUGGACAUCAGUCAGAGCUUUGCCAAGAUCAACAAAAUCCCUGUCCCCUCCCCUGGCCAAGAGAUGGAGCUGGUCCUGUCCUGUAAGCCUGACAUGUACGGAAAGGACAUCAUUAAGAUGGAGAGCUCUUUCUAGCUUAACAAACUAAUUGUUGGUAAGCAGGGUGACAUGUGGUUUGUAUUUAUUUAAUGACAAUAGUCAAUUACAUUAAAAUCAAUCGUUUUGUUUCAAUGCAUUUUGGUAUUUUUAUAUAUUUUGUAUGACUGGAAUAUUUAGGAAUAAUAGUUUAAUUGCAAAUAAUAGCAAUUAUUUGUUUAUACCUCUUAUUACAAUUAAACAAACCAACAAGAGUUUAAUAUACAGUAUGUAACAAUCAUACAUUUCAAACACCCUUAAUAGUGGAAAUCAUUCAACAGUUACAAAAGGAAUUGUAAUGUGACUGAGGGUGGCUUGCAUACAAUGUUGAUGUGCACACUAUUAAACUUAGACCUGUA